AUGUCGGUAAUGCUAACGAAGUUUGAGUCCAAAAGCAAUCGGGUGAAAGGACUUGCGUUUCAUCCUACCCAGCCGUUGCUCGCCGCAUCCCUGCACAAUGGAAGUAUACAGCUGUGGAACUAUCGAAUGGGAGUAUUAGUUGACAGAUUUGAGGAGCAUGAAGGGCCUGUUCGCGCUGUUGCAAUCCACCCAAGUCGCGCGUUACUCGCAAGUGGUGGAGAUGACUACAAAAUCAAAGUUUGGGAUAUCCGGCCCCAAAAUCGCCGUUGCCUCUUCACAUUGCACGGACAUCUUGAUUAUGUCCGCACGGUCCAAUUUCACCACGAGAUGCCCUGGAUACUUUCAUGCUCGGACGAUCAAACGAUUCGGAUCUGGAACAGCACAUCGCGGAAUUGUAUUGCAAUCCUCACUGGGCAUUCGCAUUACGUUAUGUCAGCGCAGUUCCACCCGAAAGAAGAUCUAGUCGUGUCUGCAUCCCAGGACCAGACAGUGCGAGUGUGGGACAUCUCGGGACUCCGUAAGAAUACGCCAAACACGGCCCCGGGCACCUUCGACACAUUCGACACAUUUUCGACGGUGAAGUAUGUCCUCGAGGGUCAUGAUCGUGGGGUCAAUUAUGCGACCUUCCACCCUACUCUCCCGUUGAUUGUCUCUGCGGGCGAUGAUCGGCAAGUCAAAAUUUGGCGCAUGAGCGACACAAAGGCAUGGGAGGUGGAUGCUUGCAGAGGUCAUUUCAACAACGUUUCUGUCGCUGUCUUUCAUUCCAAACAUGAACUGAUCGUCUCGUGUGGUGAGGACAAGACUGUGCGUGUCUGGGACCUGACGAAGCGCUCGGCGGUGCAGACCUUCCGGAGGGAAAACGAUCGAUUCUGGACGCUCGCUGCACAUCCCGAAUUGAACCUUUUUGCGGCUGGACACGACAGCGGGCUGAUCGUUUUUAAGCUGGAGCGCGAGCGUCCUGCGUUUUCUGUGCAUGGCGACACCGUUUUCUACGUUAGGGACAAGUAUGUGCGGUCAUACGACAUCAAUAGCGGAUCGGAUAUUGGCCUUCUUAGUGUGCGCAAAUUUGGCAGCCCAUAUGUCCCGCCCAGGACGCUCAGCUACAACCCUGCUGAACGUGCGGUUGUGCUGACUAUUUCAUCGGACAACGGCCUAUUCGAGCUUACCGCGCUGCCUAAAGACACUGUUGGUGAAGUGAAGGAUUCAUCUACAGACGGAAAGAGGGGCAGCGGACAUGCCGCUAUCUUCGUGGCUAGAAAUCGGUUUGCUAUAUUGAACAAGACAACUCAGAUAUGGGGAAUUCAGCUUAUCGAGGUUCGCGACCUCUCCAACUCGAUAUUGAAGACAAUUAAGGCACCCACACAAACCAACGAAAUCUUCUACGGAGGAACAGCAAGUCUCAUUCUCAGCUCCGCCACUUCGGUCAUACUGUAUGAUAUUCAACAGCAAAAGACUAUCGCCGAGAUCACUACACCUCCUGUCAAGUAUGUUGUUUGGAGCACCGACGGGUCUCUAGUAGCUUUGUUAAGCAAGCAUACGAUCACGAUCGCCAACAAAAACUUCUCCCAGCACACCUUGAUUCAUGAAACUAUUCGCAUCAAAUCGGGUGCCUGGGACGACUCAGGCGUCUUUAUCUACUCGACCCUCAAUCACAUCAAGUACUGUCUGGCACAGGGUGACCAUGGUGUCAUCUGUACUCUUGACAAUCCCGUAUACCUCACCCGCGUGAAGGGGAAAACUGUACACUGUCUAGACCGUUCCGCUCGUCCACGCACCAUUACGAUUGAUCCAACUGAAUACCGUUUCAAAGUCGCCUUAUUACGCAACAAUCACGAGGAAAUGCUGUAUAUUAUUCGCACCUCUAAUCUUCUGGGACAGAGCAUAAUUGCAUACUUGCAACAAAAAGGUUUCCCUGAGAUUGCACUCCAUUUUGUCCAAGACAAAAGUACACGCUUCGAUUUGGCCAUUGAGUGUGGUAAUUUAGACGUUGCGUUUGAGAUGGCUCGCGCCAUUGACCGGCCUGAUUGCUGGGAGCGCCUCGCUCAACAAGCCUUGAAGCAAGGAAAUCACAAGAUCGUAGAGAAGGCAUACCAACAAACCAAGAACUUCGAUCGCCUGUCAUUCUUAUAUCUCGCCACCGGAAGCUCGGAUAAGCUCUCAAAGAUGCAGAAGAUUGCCGACGCAAGAGGAGAUCCAAUGUCACGGUUCCACAACGCCUUAUACGCCGGUGACGUGAUGGGCAGAAUUGCUGUGUUGAGGGAUGUCGGCCUUCAUCCUCUGGCGUAUCUAACAGCCAAGACGAACGGGUUGGAUGAUGUUGCCUCGCAGAUCCUUGAAGCUGCUGGCUUGACUGACGCUGAUGUCGAUGAUGUACCGUCGUUCGAGAGGUCGACUCUCAAGCCUCCCCCUGUUGUAACGCUGACCGAGAACAUCGUCUGGCCUACAUUGUCAACUGGAGAAAGCUUCUUCGAUCGCGCCCUCGCCAAUGGUCAUUUGGAGAGUGGCACGGAGGUACCAUAUGUAAAUGGCUUUGAUAGCGCUGGAGCUGCUAUGUCGUCGGCGUUGGACGAAUGGGCGCGAGAAGAGGAGGCUCAGGAGGAUGUCGAGAUUGAAGAGGGCGCGUGGGAUCUUGAUGCUGAAGCUGACGAGUCUGAGGUCGAAAUCGAGAAUGAAGUGGGGGUGCCAGAAGAAGACGAGGAGCUGGGUGCUGGUGCGGCUCCUGGUAUCAGUGAGACAGAAUUGUGGGCACGCAACUCACCCUUCGCCUGUGACCAUGUCGCUGCAGGAUCAUUCGAGACAGCCAUGCAGCUUUUAAACCGCCAGUUCGGCGUUGUCAAUUUCACCCUUCUCAAGCCACUCUUCCUCGCGAUCUAUCGUUCUUCUCACGCGUACUUGUCGCCGCUUGCUUCGCUUCCCCCAUUACAACUUCACCUCAGACGCAACCCAGAGGAGUCGUCUUCCAGUCGUGUGCUACCCGUCUCAGUGCAAACGCUGCAAUCGACUCGACAGGGGCUCACAGAAGGUUUCCGAUACCUAUCUGGUGCAAAGUUGCCUGAAGCGCAAACUGCAUUCCGUUCUAUAUUGCGAGAGCUUUUGUUGGUCUCCGUCAUAUCAGACGAUGAGGCAAAACAGUGGCGAGACAUGGUCACCCUGGCGAGAGAAUAUCUUCUUGGUGUUACUUUAGAGAUUGAGCGUCGACGCGUGACCCGCGAUGAGCCUGACAAUGUCCGCCGUAGCCUUGAACUUGCGGCAUACUUCACACAUUGUCAGCUACAGCCAACACAUUUACAGAUCGCCCUCCGCAGCGCUAUUGGUGUAUUCGCAAAGGCUAAUAACCAUGUAACAGCCGCAAGGUUCGCGAGACGAUUGUUAGAGCUGAAUCCCGAUCCCAAAAUUGUUGCACAGGCUCGGCAACGCAUUGCAGCAGGUGAUCGAAAUCCGCGAAACGCGGUGGAAAUUUCGUACGACGAGUUCACGGAAUUCGAGAUCUGUGGCGCUAGCUUUACGCCCAUAUACAAAGGGUCGCCGAGCGAGCGCUGUCCAUACACAAACGCGGCAUAUCUACCGGAAUUCUCGGGACGACUGGAUCCUCUCACGGAGCUCACUGUGAUUGGCGCGGCGUCAGCUGGUCUUCCUGCACCUCGAUCAUAG
Messenger RNA from Fibroporia radiculosa, 3651 nucleotides. RefSeq lists its product as uncharacterized. Gene Ontology annotation, biological process: endoplasmic reticulum to Golgi vesicle-mediated transport; intracellular protein transport; intra-Golgi vesicle-mediated transport. Lineage: Eukaryota; Fungi; Basidiomycota; Agaricomycetes; Polyporales; Fibroporiaceae. Gene Ontology annotation, molecular function: protein binding; structural molecule activity. The record is from RefSeq and is a predicted model, not a curated record. Bases 1 to 3651 code for a protein of 1216 amino acids. The transcript is spliced from 15 exons. Gene Ontology annotation, cellular component: COPI vesicle coat.